GACGGGCUAUCAGUUCGCAACGGUCGAUCCUCGCGUGAUAAUAUAAUAGUGGUUCGGAUUGGUCAACCUGUGCAGUGCGGCAGGGGGCUUGACAGUGGAAAUAUUUUUUUUUCUUGCUUUUGAGGAAAUUGUUGCGUGUCUGAAGAUUUUAUUGUGGUUUUGAGUGCUGGAUGAUAUUGAUACCAGCAGCUUCACCACCUGCAGCGUUCCCGUCGUCGCUAAUCACCGGCGUUCGGUGUCGCAAAUUGCUGCCACCAUCAGCGGCGCUCGUGCGGAAGUGUGUCGUCCGUCGUCGUGAAGAAGCUCCGUUCCGGUAUGAAUUUUAAAACUCUUGCAAGCCGCCGACGCCUAGCGUGAUUCGCCUCGAACCGACCGACGCAGGACUGCCAACAAGGCUCGCCGCCGCCCGUGUGGAGCAGUGCGUGCAGUUUGUGAGUUCAAUAGCGUUGAAUCGUUAUCUCUAUGGGAGUGCGCUUCCCCGAUCGUGCGCAAUAAACAACUACCGAGGACAGUGAAAAGACCGCAACGAAGGUUAAGAACGGAAACCGUGUGAAGUGUUGAUAGCUGUUUUACUAGAAGUGUGUGCCCAACCGAAAUAGUUUGGCAAGAAUUUCGGAAUUUCCAGAAGUAAUUAGAGGAUCAACAAGUUCGCCAAGAUGGUGCUUAAUCCAUUAAAGCACAUGAUUAAAUCGGCUGAUCACAUCCCCACCCGCUUCAAUGUCGCCAUAAUGCUAUUCCUGGCAUGCUUCGUGAGCUAUAUGCUGCGAGUCAACAUGUCAGUGAACAUACUGGCCAUGGUUCUACCAAUACAAACACAAGAGCGAGCCGCAGAUGCACUCCUGACCAACCAGACCGACGCGAACAACACAAUCUCAUCGGCAUCUAAUGUUCAUAACUACGGCCCGCGCUACAACUGGUCCUCGCACGAUCAGAGCCUGAUUCUGGGCGCUUACUUCUACGGCUACCUGGUGACCUCGCUGCCGGCCGGAAUACUUGCCGAACGCUUCGGACCGCGGAUGUUGGUUGCCUCCACGCUUGCCAUCAGUGCGCUGCUGACGGCGCUGACUCCUCUGGCUGCGACCUACGGCAUGUGGGUCAUCGUCGCCAACCGGGUGGCGUUGGGAUUAUGCGGGGGUUUCCUCUACCCGGCACUGCACAAUCUCGUCUCCCGUUGGGCUCCACCGGACGAGAAGGGAAAAUUCAUUUCCGCCCUGAUGGGAGGCACCUUCGGAACCGUCAUCACCUGGCCCCUGGUUGGAGUUCUGAUCGAGGAGCUCGGAUGGUCGUUCGCUUUCUACGUGCCGGCCGCCAUCACCGCCAUCGUGGUUGCCGUUUGGCUCAUAAUCGUUGCCGAUUCACCGGCCCAGCAUCCACGCAUCCAGAAAGAUGAACAGGAAUAUAUCGUCCAAUCGCUGGGCGAUACCAUCUCUAAGCAGAAGCUGCUACCACCGGUGGCGAAGAUGAUGACGUCUGUGCCGUUCCUGGCCCUGCUGGUGCUGCACUUUGGCAAUCUGUGGGGACUGUACUUCCUGCUGACGGCAGCUCCCAAGUUCAUGAGCGAGGUUCUUGGCUUCAAAUUGGCAAAGGCUGGCUUCCUUGCGGCUCUCCCGUAUCUGGCACGCGCAAUAUCAGCGUUUUGCUUUGGUAGCAUCGGUGACCACCUAAGAAAGAAAUCACUUUUCACCGUGACCACAAUGCGCAAAUCAUUCUGCCUGUUCUCUCACAUAAUCCCCGGCGUGUUCCUAGUGGCGCUCAUCUAUGCCGGGUUCGAUCCGUACGUUUGCGUGGCCAUAAUCACCCUGUCGCUUGGUUUCAACGGAGCCUCCUCCAUGACAAAUCUGCAAAACUCUCAGGACCUGGCGCCUAACUUCGCCGGCACUCUAUACGGAGUCAUCAAUUUUGCCGGAACGACGAGCGGCUUCAUCACGCCCAUGCUGGUGGCACACUUCACCGCCGUCCGCAGCACCAUGCACGAGUGGCAGUACGUGUUCGCAAUAGGGGCAGCGGCCUACAUCAUCCCGGCCUUGGUAUUUGUCCUGUUUGGGUCCGCGUCGGUGCAGGAGUGGAACGAACCCAAGCAGCAAGAGUCCAAGCAAGCGACCAAGCAGGUGAUUCAGACGUACUGAGCUGGCACUGAGGCUCCUCUCCUCGCCGUCACCUGCCCUGGUGUGAUCCCGUUUGCUGUGCUGAGCGCCACCGGUUGGAGCUUUUCCAGCCCUGUAGGCUUUUCUCACAUUUCCUUCUGUAAAUAUAGCUGAGUAAUGUAUCUAUUGAGAAACACAAGUAUCUCAACGAAUCUCAUUUCUAAUGAUAGUCAACUAGCGAUUAAGCAAACCAACAAGAAGUAUUAUUAGCUAGGGCUGGUAAUGUUAUAAAUAUCGUAAAUUGGUAUAUAAUUUUUCUAUAUACAAACGAGCCGUCACGUAAAUUAUGUAAUUCAGUGAAGCAAGUGUAGCGCGUUUUAUGUAAUGUUGGUGAUCAUGUGGACUGUUAUGCUCAACCUGUGCGAACCCCCGAACCCAUUGAGGCGACGCAAAUAUUAAUAAACAUGUCAUUUGAAGGCAGAUUUCAC
Messenger RNA from Armigeres subalbatus, 2572 nucleotides. RefSeq names its product sialin-like. Gene Ontology annotation, molecular function: transmembrane transporter activity. The transcript has 7 exons. The record is from RefSeq and is a predicted model, not a curated record. Lineage: Eukaryota; Metazoa; Arthropoda; Insecta; Diptera; Culicidae. Gene Ontology annotation, biological process: transmembrane transport; monoatomic anion transport. Bases 657 to 2126 code for a protein of 489 amino acids. Gene Ontology annotation, cellular component: membrane.